AUGUCUGGCGGUGACGAACAGGGUUUUGGUGUCUACCAGGAACCUCCGUUUGGGCGACAAUCCUCCGCGUCAUUUAGCUCCCUCCAUGACACCUUAGAUCCGUCCGCUCCUGUCCCUCAGGCACACUCGUCGACCACGUAUUCCCCUUUACCGUCCGCCCUACUGCGUCCCCAUAAUCACUCCACCUCCAAUCACCGCUCCUCGGACGAUCAAUUGGAAGAUCAUCACGGCCGGGACUCUCCCGAUCCUGCCGAUUAUUAUCGCCGUGGGGCCCUGUCGCCCUCCAAUGUAAGAGAAGGAAUCAACAAUGUAAUGCCGGAUAUGGCGGUGGCCGGUCGUUCUGCUGGGGGUGAGAAAGUAUCACCCAUGCCAGCAAACAUGUUGGAGUCAUCGCGCACCAGACGCCAACCAUAUCGCUCCACCUCCGACUCCCCAGCGUUAGCUCCCUCCACCAUCCACCCCCCGUCGGGCGCAAGAGCACGACAGACCUCCUUCAAAGAUCUCGUCAAUCGAUUCAACAGCGCCCCCGACCAAGUCCUGCCCUUGCCCUCCGUCUCGUCGCGUGCCACAUCCAGAACCGUCAGUCCGUCUGGGAGCGCCGAUGGAGAGCGCAAUCGGACCUUCCCACCUCGUCGCCAGUACCGCGAUUCUCUGCCAGGAUCAAUCACCAGUCAUCCUCGGGCGCCCGCUGAUUCCACCCCGUCUUCCCCGGAGACCGGUCGAUUUCAUCCACCGGGAAAUCCAAACGGGGCCAUUCCACCACCGCUGUUGCAGCGAUUCUCGGAGUCCCAUUCCCGUCGGCCAUUGUUUGGUGAAUUGUUGGCAAUCAACACGCAGGUCAACAACACACCUAUCACGCGUUUGCAGCGUCGCGGGUCGGACGGAAGUAUUCCAAGCCCGAACCCAGCCUUCCUAGAUCAACACGAUCAGUUUGCUGCAAAAACACCACUCACACCCACUGCAUGGUAUCUAGGCCAAACAGCUUCCCUCGAAGCCGUCAACGCGGGGAUCACCAACGGUCAACAUCGCAGAAUUCAGAGUGAUUUGGACAACCCUUCGGGGUCCCUUGCAGAGCCUUGGACUUCCGAAAUGGCAGUACGAGCCCCCUUGCUGCGGGCCAAGACCGACCAUGAGUCGCCCCCGGAUAGUCCCAGUUCCAGAUCCCGCAUUCCUGUCUCCUCGCACCGUCUUGCUACUGCUUCCGGCCCCGAAACCCUAUCACCAACCUCCAAUCCGACUUUCUGCAGCCGGUCUGCUGCCAUUACAUCGCCGCCCAAGGGCAGCAGCCGUCUUCCUAUUGCGUCACCCAAAUACAGCCCUCCCCGCAUGCCCCAAGAUGAUCCCGCCUUGUUUGCGCCCACAUCGCGUGUCCGCCGGGAAUUAACGGCGGCCCAAACCCGUAAUCAAUUAUCCGAAUCAAGUCGACGGCUCCAGGCCUACAUUGCGGCGCCGCCGCCCAAGAAGUCCCCUCCUCUGCGCAGCUCUCGACCCCGACAACCUGUUUCACAUGGUGCUUCUGACUCCCCACGCUCCAAAAUCGAGGACAGGGUCUCAUCAUUACAGAAACACGCCGACAGCAACCCGCGGUCAUCCCGUACGCAACCGCGCAAAUUGCCAGGAUUGAGCAAUGUUAAUUUCGAAGCUCGGCGCCAACACAUUCAACAAGCCAUCAAUAGAAACAAACAUGAGCAGAGAGAGAAGCCACCUGCUACGGAAAUCCGACGUCCUCCUGUAACACGCAGUGAGAAAUCACACGAGGAUCCUGCUGAACCCGCAAAUGAUUCCCCAACCGCGCCUUCGCCGACUCUCACCAACACCCAACAAUCUGGCGAGAUGAGUACUAUGGUCUCAGAGUCGCUCGGUGGAAUCGACCAGACAAUCAAUGGAGCUCAUGUCGUUCCCAGAUUGCAUCUCAACACGUCUCUGUCGACUUCAGAUACGGCCGCGCCGCAUACUACAAUGGACUCACCGACCCUCGGUCUCCCUGGGGGAGUCCCUGGGGAAGUGACCGCCACAAACGCAGGCGAAGAUCAGCCUGUCUACACGGAUGCACCAAACACCGACGCACCAAACUCAGCUGUCUCGGCGAAUUCCGAUGAGACUCAUGUUACAACUUUCGAUCCGGAGCCGCAGUCCGGACUGCUGCAACGGAAUCCCAGCAUCUCUCAUCGGACUCUGUUAAAUCAGAUUAUGAAUAUACGCGAGUCCAGUCCCAGUGAUGAUUCUUGCGAUGAGCAAGACUGUAGUGUUUCCGAGACCGACCAAGAGUCGAUUCAAAUCAUGCUUGGUGGUACAGCCCUCUACGAUUCCUCAAGUAGUGGGAACACACAUCAAGCACAACGACCGCCCAUGCAACCCCCUACAGUCGAUCAUCAGUCUCAUAAUCGAUGGGGUGGCGGGUCGUGGUCUUCGGUACAAAAUCAGAACUCCACCUGCGACGAGCAUUGCGAUGAGAGUGACGAUGAUCUCAGUCUCUCAAGACGUGGUACAGAGCCACCGACUGAGACUUGUUCGGCCGUUUCAACGAGGCCGGCUUCUAUAGCGGAUUAUGAUGAAUCACAACCUCUGCAAGAUCAUGGUGUGAUCGGGCCCAACACCCUUCGGCAAGCCGGAAAUCGGGGAAGCAUGUUCUAUACACCGCCUAAUCUCGCUAGGAUGGGGGGAUGGGACUCCAAGCGUGUCACUCAGCUCUAUCUUGAGGAGCUCACGCGAGGCCGAAGCUAUAGUUUUGGCUCAGCCGGUCAAUCCUCAUCUGAGCCUCAGUCUCACCCCGCGAAUGCACGUGAAGAUGAACACAGCAAUAGUCUCACAGACGAUCCGGUUGUUGUUCCAGCAUUUGAAGAUUAUCAAAUAUCGGCUAAACUCUCCAAUACGGCCAGCUUGGUUGGACGUGAUGACUGGGAGCACGCCUCGCCUUCCAUUAUGGACUGGAUGCAGGUACGAGCUGGGGAUGGGGCAGCGAAUACUGCCACAGAUGCCGAUAGCAAUUUUGGUGAGGAAGUGCUCACGCCUCGUGUGAUACCUCCCGCGCAAGAUGUCGGCGAGAGUAACGGUCUUGGCGUAUCUGUGGACCAUGAACCAGGCCGUGGCCAGGGACUUUAUCCCCUGGCAAUCCCGCCGUCAUCGGGCCUCUCCCAAGAUGGUUCUUCUAAAAUUGGAGCUUCAAGCCAUCCACCAGCACAGGUUGGAUCCGGUGCGCCCAGGGCUACAGGUCAUAGCCCGGACAGCAGUGAGGAUUCCUCAUUCCGACGCAUCUUGACCAAUGAGUCUCCGGCAGCACCUGACUCUUCUUCUACCUCGCUUGCUCCCUCCAUGGAGCAAGCAGCUCGGCUUGAGUCUAGGAAGUCACCUUCCCCUGAGCAACGCCGUUUGAAGAAGAGGCAGCAUAUCAUUAAAGAGCUUGUCGAUACCGAGCACACUUUUGGUCAUGACAUGAUGGUCAUCGAGGAUAUUUACAAGGAAACAUCCUCUGAUGUGUUGGAUGUCGACGAUAUCAAGAUCCUCUUUGGCAACUCCGAGCAAGUCGCGGACUUUUCUGAUCAUUUCCUCCACGACCUCAAAAAGGCGGCCCGAAGUAUCUAUAUCAUCCCCAAAGCUCAGCGGUGGACCAGCCAACGCAACGCUGAGAACAGACCUCCUCAGAGCGAACCUCCUGUUGAUGACCAGCUGGCUGAGUAUGCAGGAUUGUCGGAUCUUGAGAAGGAUCGAUCUACCAGGAUUGGUCAUGUCUUUGUUCGAUACUUGCAGCAAAUGGAGAAGGUAUACACGGACUAUCUUAAGAACCAUGACGCCGCCAACAAGAAGCUUCAGGCUUUGCAGCGUCUCCCAAAUGUGGGCAUUUGGUUGGGUGAGUGCCGCAACUACGCUUCUGAUCUCACAACAGCCUGGGACUUGGAUUCCCUUCUUGUCAAACCUGUACAGCGUAUCCUGAAAUAUCCCUUGCUUCUGCAAGACCUUUUGGAGUCCACGCCGAACGAUCACCCAGAUCGAGUGGCGAUUGCCAAUGCUUUGGAAGAAGUCACCAACGUUUCUCAUCGCAUCAAUGAGUCGAAGAAGCGUGCAGAUCUUGUUGGUCAAGCUGUAAGUCGCAAACGGAACCAGUCCGAUGUUCGUGCCGGCCUGUCCAAAGCAUUUGGUCGCCGCACUGAGAAGUUCAGGCAGCAAGUUGGUCUCUCGGAUUUGUUCGAGGACAAAACAUAUGAUAUGCUAGCUCAGAAGCUUGGAGAUGGCUACUUCCAGUUGCAGGUGGUCAUGCGUGAUGUUGAGAGCUACUCCUCCGAUGUCCAGAUAUGGGUCACCCAGUUCAGUGAAUACACCGAUGCAAUGGGAGAUAUGACAGGGAUGUCUCCGUCUCCCUAUCCAGAGUUGGAGACCAAGUGGCAUCGUUUCAAGAUGACUGUUCAAGACGUUGUUACAACUGAACUACCAGAACAUCUCGACAUUGUUCGCAAGACAGUCAUCACCCCGAUGGUUGAAGUUCUUGGGCUCUACAAUGCCCCCCAGCGAGUCAUGCGCAAGCGUGACAAGCGUCUCCCAGAAUACGCCCGCUACAAGGCUAUCAAGGAUCGUGGCGACAAGCCUGACAAGAAGACUACUGAACAGGGGGAGCAGUUCCUGGCCCUCAACGAGACUCUGAAAGACGAGCUUCCCAAGCUCUAUGCGCUGACUGCCAAACUGGUAUCAGCAUGUCUGAAAAACUUUGUCAAGACCCAAACAGUGUGGUUCAGUGUCCUACAGCAAAAGAUUGGAACCCAUGUUGAUUUCCCUGGUGAUCUACAAAGACUCGUCAACGACUUUAACAGCGACCACCAUUUGAUGGAGGCACGCAUGCAAGAGCUGAGCUCCUGCAACGGAUCAAUGCUCAGCCACUCCCUCAAUCUGCUUCCUCUGUCACCCACCGGGUCCCACGUCCAGUCUCCCCGUCGUCCUUCCACUGUCAACAGCGGGAGAACUCGACCCGGGUCCAUGAAUGACGACUCUCCAAAUGCGUCUCGUGACUUCAGCAUCGGAAGCCAAUCGUUCCAGUCACCCCAGAUGGAAACCCAUUCCGGCCGGAGCAGCCGCUACCGCGCUGAUUCCACCCUCUCCAGCCGAGUGGUCUCUGAUACCCCAAAUCAAUUGCUCCAGCAGGUAGUCAGCACUCCCAACUCGGGACGCAACAGCACCACCAUGGAACCAUUCCCCAGUCUUCCACGACUGAGCCUAGACACCCCGUUCCUUGCGGAUGUCAUUAACUCAACUCACAACAGUCAGCCUGCAUCCCCGACCGAUCGAUACUCGGGUUUCUUCUCGUCUGCUAUGCCAAUGUCCGACAGUACUCCUGAGGCUGUGCCGGACCGCCCUCGCCCCACUGGGCCUGCUGCGCUCUUCUGCGCCGCCAGUCUUUACGAUUUUGAUAUUGACGCCCGCACCGAGGGCGGAUAUCCUUACUUGACCUAUGCCUCUGGGGAUAUCUUUGACAUUGUUGGUGAAAAGGGCGAGCUAUGGCUCGCCCGAAACCAGGAUGAUGCGACUGGUACAGUCGGCUGGAUUUGGAACAAGCAUUUUGCCCAUAUCCGCUAA
Molecule: messenger RNA, 5562 nt
Organism: Penicillium salamii
Lineage: Eukaryota; Fungi; Ascomycota; Eurotiomycetes; Eurotiales; Aspergillaceae
Source: the annotation of a GenBank genome assembly